AUGCGAGACUACUACUCCCCCCCCGAGAGCACCACCACUAUCACCACCGUGUACACUACGACAACUUGCCCUGUGUCCUGGACCACUGUUAUCAGUGGCUCGUCCACUAUUACUCAGCCCGUGACUUCCACCAGCACUAUCAUCGUCACUUCCGUGAUAACUUGCACUGAGGGCUGCGAGCAGCUAAGCACUACUGUCGUUGUUCCUCCCUUGAGCCAGCCCACGGCACCGGCUCCUGUUGAGUCCUCUCCGGCUGUCUCCCCAGUGACCAGCCCGGUCCAGACGACCGCCCCGGGAGCUCCUGCUACCACCAGCCCUGCCUUCAACGGAGCUUCUUCUCAGUUCCAGCGAUCUCUGACUGGAUUCAUCCCCGCUCUGGCUGUCGUUCUGGCCUUUAUCUAA
Messenger RNA from Penicillium daleae, 402 nucleotides. RefSeq lists its product as uncharacterized. Bases 1 to 402 code for a protein of 133 amino acids. NCBI's taxonomy places the organism in Eukaryota, Fungi, Ascomycota, Eurotiomycetes, Eurotiales, Aspergillaceae. The transcript is spliced from 2 exons. The record is from RefSeq and is a predicted model, not a curated record.